AUGAGAAUUUCAAAAUUAGUCGCUUAUACUUUAUUAGCUAUUUCAACAACUGACGCUUUAUUCUUAGAUUGGUCAAAAAUCUUUGGUCAAACUUCAAACUUACCUGCUCCUGCUCAAACUUUACCAAUUGGUCAAAUUAUUCCAACUAAUUUACCUCAAGGUAUUAAUGCUGGUUUAGAUAUUUUUAAAGCUUCAGCUAACCAAUUAAAUGAUUUAUUACAAAAAUUAAAUCCAGAACAAAUUACUGAUUUCUUUUCAAAAAUUCCAGGUGCUCAAUUUGCUUCAGUCUUAGCUAAAAUUCCAGCUCAAAUUUUACAAGAUAUUUUAUCAAAAUUUACUCCAGAACAAAUUACUGAAUUUUUCUCAAAAAUUCCUGGUGCUCAAUUAGCUGAAUUAUUAGCUAAAAUCCCACAACAAGCUUUCAAUGAUUUCUUACAAAAAUUUUCACCAGAACAAAUUGAAGCAUUCUUUAAUAAAAUUCCUGGUGGUCAAUUAGCUUCAUUAUUUGCCAAAAUUCCAGCACAAAUUUUUUCAGAUUUUUUAAAUAAAUUAUCAACUGGUCAAAUUGCAGAUUUAUUUAAUAAAGGAAUUCAAUUCCCAUUAGAUAUUUUAUCAAAAUUAGAUCCAACUAAAUUUAGUGAAAUUUUAGAAAAAAUUCCAAAACCAUUAGAUUUAUUAAAUUUAUCUAAUUUACCAGUUGAUGCAAAUGGAUUAAAAGAUUUAAUUAACAAAUUUUUGCCUUUCCAAAAGAGAGAUUUAUCAUUACCAACUGAUCCAAAAGAAUUAAAAUCAUACUUGGAAAAAGAAGUCUCAGCAGGUGCAAAUAUUGCAGCAAAUGUUUUAUCAAAUGUUUUUGGAUUUAAUGCCACUACUAUUGCUGAAUUAGGUUUAACUGGUGGUAAAUUUGGUGGUAUUGCUAAUUGGAACUCACCAAUUGCAUCAGGAUCAAUUGGUGGAGCUGCUUCAAUUUCAACAAGAGAAGUUGAAGAAAAGAGAGAUUUUGGAAUUGCUUCAGCUAUUGCUUUAAGUAUUUUACAAUUAUUGGGUGUUAGUGCUGCAUUCAAUGCUCAAAGUGUGUAG
This is a messenger RNA of Insectozyma verbasci, 1080 nucleotides long. NCBI's taxonomy places the organism in Eukaryota, Fungi, Ascomycota, Pichiomycetes, Serinales, Debaryomycetaceae. The record is from the annotation of a GenBank genome assembly.